Messenger RNA from Cladophialophora immunda, 1677 nucleotides. RefSeq lists its product as uncharacterized. Gene Ontology annotation, biological process: amino acid transmembrane transport. NCBI's taxonomy places the organism in Eukaryota, Fungi, Ascomycota, Eurotiomycetes, Chaetothyriales, Herpotrichiellaceae. Gene Ontology annotation, cellular component: membrane. Bases 1 to 1677 code for a protein of 558 amino acids. The transcript is spliced from 4 exons. Gene Ontology annotation, molecular function: amino acid transmembrane transporter activity. The record is from RefSeq and is a predicted model, not a curated record.
AUGACAGAGUUGAAGGGGCUCCCCGAGGAGUCCCUCGAAUUGCAGACCACCCUCAGUGCCAACCAGCUCGGACAGGUUGAGAAUGUCGACAACCUUCACCGUUCGCUCUGCAACCGCCAGAUUCAACUCAUUGCCAUCGGAGGCACCAUUGGUACGGCUCUCUUCGUCAGUAUCGGCUGGGCAUUGCUCGAGGGUGGUCCGGGCUCGAUGCUGCUUUCGUUUUUGUUCUAUGCCUGCGUCCUCGGUUGCAUCAACAGCAGUCUGGCGGAAAUGACAGUCUACAUGCCGGUGUCUGGGUCCUUCAUCCGGUUCGCGGGCAAGUGGGUGGACGACUCCUUCGGCUUCGUUGCCGGCUGGAACUUCUUCCUCUACGAAGCCAUCCUGAUCCCAUUCGAGAUUUCGGCCCUCAACCUCGUCCUGACGUUUUGGAGGGACGACAUCCCGGUAUGGGCCGUCUGUUUGGCCUGCAUCGUCCUCUACGCCCUGAUCAAUAUCUUUGCGGUCCGCUGGUUUGGCGAGGCUGAGUUCUGGUUAUCCUUGGGCAAGGUGUUCCUGGUUUUCAUCCUGUUCUUUUUCACCUUCAUCACCAUGGUAGGCGGCAAUCCGAAGCACGACGCAUACGGGUUCCGUUAUUGGAACAAUCCAGGCGCCUUCGCAGAGUACAUCACCACCGGUUCGUUGGGAAGGUUCGAGGGCUUCUUGGGUGCUCUGUUCGUGGCAGCUUUUACCAUUUGCGGCCCAGAAUACAUCGCGAUGGUUUCCGCAGAGGCGGUGUAUCCGCGGAUCACAAUCAAGGCAGCGUUCAAGACAGUAUACUGGAGAUUCGGCUGCUUCUUCAUCUUGGGAGCGCUGUGUGUCGGCAUUGUCCUACCGUACAAUAGUGCCACCCUGAUCCACGUCCUCAACACCCAAGGCGGUUCCACGGGAGCGUCAUCUCCCUACAUUAUCGCAAUGCAAAAUCUCGGUAUCACAGGCCUGCCUCACCUCGUCAACGCACUGCUGUUGACAAGCAUCUUCUCCGCGGGCAACUCUUACUGUUAUAUGGCGACCCGUUCACUGUACAGUCUCUCUCUCCAAGGCCAGGCACCCAGAUUCUUGCAGGCAACGACCGCGAGCGGCGUCCCGUACUGGUGCUUCGCCAUUACCAUGGUAUUCCCGUUCUUGAGCUUCUUGCAAGUCAGCAAGGGGUCGGCGACUGCGAUCAAAUGGCUCGUCAACCUUGUCACGGCCUCACAGGUGCUCAAUUAUGUCUUUAUGGGGACAACGUACCUCUUCUUCUACCGUGCUCUGAAGGCGCAGGGCAUUGACCGCAGAACACUCCCGUACCGAGGCUGGUGCCAACCGUACCUCAACUGCUUCGGCUUGGUCUUUGUUACCAUCAUUGUCUUCAUCCAAGGCUACACGGUUUUCCUUCCCGGAUUCUGGGACGUUGGGACCUUUUUCACCUACUACACCAUGAUUUUUGUAUGCGCGGUCCUAUAUGUGGGAUGGAAGUUGAUCAAGAGAACGAAGGUCGUCAAACCGCAUGAGGCAGACCUGGUGUGGGAUAAGCCGGUCAUCGACGCCUACGAACAGGGCAUCGAUCCGCCCUUGGGCAUUUGGGAGGAUGUUUGGACAUCGGCUCUCGACAUGUUCAAGAUCAGGGGCAGAAAGCACAACGAAGGUGGUUCCGUAUAA